Messenger RNA from Symbiodinium sp. CCMP2592, 4142 nucleotides. NCBI's taxonomy places the organism in Eukaryota, Dinophyceae, Suessiales, Symbiodiniaceae. The record is from the annotation of a GenBank genome assembly.
GCGCGCGAGAGGCGCGUGAGAUGCGCGAAGCGGCGCGAAGCGCGCGAAGCAGCGCGAAGCGCGCGAAACGCGCGAAGCGCGCGAAGGUGCGCGGAGGCGCGCGAGAGGCGCGAACCGGCGCAAAGCGCGCGAAGGAGCGCGGAGGCGCGCGGAGCGGCGCGAAGCGCGCGAAGCGCGCGAAGCCCGCGAAGGUGCGCGGAGGCGCGGGGAGGCGCGCGGAGCGCACGAAGCGCGCGAAGCCGUGCGAAGCGCGCGAAGGCGCGGGGAGGGGUGCCAUCAGAGGCGCGCGAGAGGCGCGAAGCGGGCGCGGAGGGGCGCCAGAGGCCCGCGAGAGGCUUGCGGAGGGGUGCCAUCAGAGGCGCGCGAGAGGCGCGAAGCGGGCGCGGAGGGGCGCCAGAGGCGCGCGAGAGGCGCGAAGCGGCGCGAAGCGCGCGAAGCGCGCGAAGCCGCGCGAAGCGCGGGAAGGCUUGCGGAGGGGUGCCAUCAGAGGCGCGCGAGAGGCGCGAAGCGGGCGCGGAGGGGCGCCAGAGGCGCGCGAGAGGCGCGAAGCGGCGCGAAGCGCGCGAAGCGCGCGAAGCCGCGCGAAGCCACGCGAAGCGCGCGAAGAGGCGCCACAGAGGCGCGCGAGAGGCGCGAAGCGCGCGAAGCGCGCGAAGGCGCGCGGAGGCGCGCGGAAGGCGCGCGAGGCCGCGCGAAGCGCGCGAAGCCACGCGAAGCGCGAAGCGCGCGAAGAGGCGCCAGAGGCGCGCGAGAGGCGCGAAGCGCGCGAAGGCGCGCGGAGGCGCGCGGAGGCGCGAAAGCGCGCGAAGACGCGCGAAGCGCGCGAAGAGGCGCCAGAGGCGCGCGAAGCGCGCGAAGCGCGCGAAGGCGCGCGGAGGCGCGCGGAGGCGCGAAGCGCGCGAGGCCGCGCGAAGCGCGCGAAGCCACGCGAAGCGAGCGAAGGACUUGGAGACAUCGUGUGGCACGUGGAACAAGAGCUCAACCGAGUCCAGAAGUGGAAGAACGGCCAGGAACCGCUCGCACCGGAAGGUGUCGACAUUAUCAUUCAAUGGGGUGGUAAUGACGUCUAUGGCGAGUAUGGUUACAAAGGCUUUUCCUUCCACAUGCGCAAUGCGUGGGUUCGUGUUGAUGAUGCAUUGCAUGACACACUUUCCAAUUGGGAGACCAAGGGACGCAAGGCCGUCGAGGACGCAAAAGAUGCCCUGGUCCGUCUCUCAUCCCGGAAGGGAGUGUCCUCUGUCACGUUGGUGGCUGGCCCCCACAAUGGGGAAUUCUAUGGUCUCCCGGAGGUCUAUGACCUGGAGAUGGCACGCCAUUCCGAUGAGUUGAAGGAGCGAGGGAUCCGCAUCGUUGAUCCCCAGGCCCACAUCCUUACGACAGAGCGUUACGAUGGGUUUCACAUGGAGGCUACCCACGACAACGUGAAGGUUACCACCCGCUGGUUCUUUCACCUUUGCUCUGCAAUCAUGUUCGAGCGGUGGCUUGUGAAGCAUGCGAUGGAACUUAAGGCCAAUUCGCGUGGUAUCCUCUUCCACAACCACUUUCACCUCGGACUCGGCUUGGAAGAGCUCGACAUCCCUCCUACCACGGACUUGCUCAUUCCGGCGGAAGCUGAGAUGGUGACUUUCCCACCUGAGGCACCGCCCGUGCAACGUUUCCCAGAGGAGGAGAUUGUCUUGAACCAGCCGAUCCUCAGCUUGGAAAAGCUUGACGAGCUUGAGGGUGUACCGCCCACUGACUAUGUCAAUGAAGUGGCGAAAGAGUCAGAGGAGCUCACGGUUGAGGACAUGGUGUCUCGUAACCCGAAUCCGGAGGACGAGCACCUCACCGUGGAAGCGGUUGACCCCGGCUCGGAGAUGGAACAAAUCGUUCGGAAAAUGAUUGAGUCGGUGAACCUGGUGAUGACGGAUAAGGAGGCUGAAGAGGUCGCCCAGGAGACGGGUGUUGCUCCAUACGAGUUUGUUGAGCCGAAUGUCACAGCUACAUCUGUUGUGGAUGGUGAGGCAGUCUCUACGAUUGCUACUUCCGACAUCCCGACGGAAGUCUGGGACUCUGGUCCGAUGGCUGUGGACUACGGCGCAGACGACGAAGUGGAGCCUCCCCGCGGAAGUGGUGGACCCAUCUGGCUUACACCGGAUCAGCUACCUGAUGUCAAGGGUCGCAUGGGAUACUUUCGCCUCAAUGAGAUGGAGUGUGUUUCGUUGGGCAAAAAGCUGUCGUGGCACCUGCGUGGGCAUGCCAAGGACAAGGGGUUCCGCACUGUUGAGUUCGACGAAGAGCAGUCAGCAGAGAUUGGUGAUGUCUUGAAGGUCAUUGGGAAACAGUGGUCCCGCCUGACGGUGAUGACCAUUAUUGACCUGUUGACGUCCGAUCACUGUGACAAAGCACGGUUCGAACUCCAGGCGGAAGCCUUGGACGAGGAGACACGGUUGGGCCGGGGAACAAACUGGCACUUUACCCGUGUCCGAGCAUUCCAAGGACACAACGCCUGCUUGCUCGUCCUCGACAGCGACCCGCUGAAGACCACUGUCAAACAGUGGGCCCUCGAUGACCAAUGGAUCCCGUCCUAUGUUGAUCUACCGAUCACGGGUCCAUAUCCUUAUCGGGCAACGGCCUUCGAUCUGAUGCCAAAGCUGGCGUACCACGCCACAUACUGGCGAAAUUUCAUCAAGAUCGUCAACACAGGCCUCAUCCCGGGAGGGAAAAUGACCUCGAAGGGCAACAGCGGGAGGCCCUUCAACAUGUUCGCGAUGGAGCCUCAGUGGGAACGCACCUCCAAUCAGGGUGUCCGCCCUGGCGCGCAGCUGGAAUUUGUGAUAGACUUACAGCUCGCUGCUUGCGAUGGCUGUCGGUUUUUCGAGACAAAAGCUGGAGCGCUGCAGACGCCGGAUUGGAUCAGCAACCGGGCCAUUCUGUAUGCAUAUGACCGGUCGACUCAGGAGAUGAUCUGGGCGAACCGAGCAUACGAACCAGCGCGGAAGCGCUUGGCCCAGGCAUGCAAAGACAAGAGCCUCAACACGCCUAUUUAUGGCGAGCGGGGUCACCAGGAACUGAUCGAUGCAAACGGCUAUUGCUUCAACUACCUCGUGGCAGGCCUAGGGUAUCGCAAUUUCGACACCUGGAAAGACGCCGCUAAGGCAUGCAAGGAUGUCUACGACCUUGAUUUCUACCCAACAAGCAUGUGUGGUCUAGACAUUCGCAUCCCGGAAGGGCAUGCCUUGCAGGGCUCUGAGUCAUUGUACAAGAUGGUGGUUCACGUGGCUCCGAAGCAACCUCAUCAGAAAUGCAACGAUGAGUCGGAUUGGCGCCGCCAAGAGAAUGUCAGCAUUCCUUCUUUCGCUUGCCCGAGCUGCGGUACAUCCAACGUUGAUGGUACAAUCUGCUGCUAUCGAUGUGAGUCUCGACUGGAACCGCACUCAGAUGUGAGCAUGGCCUUGGAGAACACCCGUGCCAAGCAAGUUGCCGCCCGGAAGGGUGAGCCCCUGGAUUACAGGGCAUUGCAACCGAGCGGGGAGGUCAACUCCAAUCGGGCCACGGGCAACAAGAGGGAUCGGAGUGCUGGCUCUGGCCCAGCCGCUGUUCGUCAGCAGGCCGCUAAAUACCUCGGAAAGGCCUUGAAGGCGGGUUCUCGCACUGUUGUUGAGCGUCAGUCUCGUGAUCCGUUCACGGCCUACAACAAUGCAAGAUUUGGCAUAUCCAUCACGGGGCUUGAGCAACUCAUGAUUUUCGCCCGAAUGAGGAUCGCCAACCCGCCAAGGUCACGCCAGAUGAUCCAUGACCGCACUGGCUUUGACGGCGCAGCAAAGGUGAGCUUCUCAUUCCCACCGGAAGGUGAGGACCUGACACUUACGGACCACUGCUUUGUGGCGUUCGUGGACAGGUUCUACAAGCUUGAUGAAGCCGCCUUGUUGGCGUUUGCCGUCCAUCGCAAUGGCUACGUCAUGGACAUCCUGGGCUUCAGCGGUCGCGUAUUGAAGCCGACCGGUCCAGUGGUACAGAUCUUGGCUAGGAUGUGGGAUUCUUCCAAGACGAGGUACGAUAUGCAGUUGAGCGCGGCGAACAGGUGCCUGAGCUGGUUUUGCCUGCCAAUCAGGAACUCCGCGUCCCGGAAGGGCUCGCCUCUCUUGGGGAUAGACAGCUGA